UUUUUUGAAGUGCUUUUUGGUAUGGUAUUUUGCAAAGUGAAAGUCUAGUGUCCCAUUAAGGUGCUAAAGACAAAUCAACAUUGCUAUAUAUGUACUAUACAAUCUCCAAUGCAAUUUAAAGCCUAGCCUUAAGGUCUCAAACUUAGAAGAGAGUUAGUAAUAUUGUUAUUUGUUGAAUAUAUAUACCAAUAUUUUAGUGACUAAGAAAGGACAAAACAUGAUCAUGAGGAAACACAACCUAUUAUGUUUUUGAUACCUUCUUAGCUUUGGCUUAUAUUUAGUAAAUUUCAAAGUGCAGAUUUGGAUUUGUAGCUUCAUUUUUCUAGGAAUUUUUUUUGGUAUCAUCUUAUUAUGGCUGGUGGACAAAAACAGAAGAGGCUCAACAAUUCGUGCAUUCUCCUCAUAGCAAUUGCAGGUAUAGAGAGAUUUGCAUUCAAAGGGGUAGCUUCAAAUUUGGUAACUUAUCUAACAGAUGUUGUGAACUUAAGCAACUCAUCUGCAGCAAAAAUGGUUAAUAGUUGGGUUGGAUUCACUUCUAUAAUGCCAUUGUUAGUGGCACCUAUUGCUGAUGCUUAUUGGGAUAAAUAUUCUACCAUAAUGUCCUCAUCUUUUCUCUAUGUUAUGGGACUUGUAGCAUUAACAACAACAGCACUAGCAAGAUCAUGGCAUCAUAAAAACAGAACAAUGUCUUCUUCAUUUCUUUCAUUAUCUCUCUAUUUAAUUUCAUUAGGCCAAGGUGGUUAUAAUCCUUCACUACAAGCUUUUGGAGCUGAUCAACUUGGUUUAGAAGAAGACUUACCUUGUAACACAGAUGAUACAAGUUGCAACAAAAAAGCACUUUUUUUCCAAUGGUGGUAUUUUGGUGUUUGUGCUGGAAGCCUAAUGGGAGUUACUGUCAUGUCUUACAUCCAAGAUACCUUUGGUUGGGUAUUAGGAUUUGCUAUCCCUGCAAUUUCAAUGCUUUGUUCUAUUUUAGUUUUCUCUAGUGGAAGCUCUAUAUAUUCAUAUAAAGAACGUGAUGAUGACGACGAUGUUCAAGAUAAGAAGCCUUUCAAGAACAUGUUUCAAGCUAUAAAAGCAUCUGCAUUGAAAUGCUUCCAUUGUGAAAUUACCCUACCAAAUUCCAAGUCUGAUGUUGUUGAACUAGAGCUUCAAGAGAGACCUCUUUGUCGCGAAAACAUGGAAAGCCUUAAGGUUUCAAAUAAAGGUUCUAAAAUUAGCAUGUGUCUACUACCAAAUGUCAAGGUUAUGAUAAGAUUAUUACCUAUAUGGACAAUGCUUCUCAUGUUUGCAGUGAUUUUCCAACAACCUGCAACAUUUUUCACAAAACAAGGCAUGACAAUGAAGAGAAACAUAGGUUCAAAUUUCAAGAUACCACCAGCAACACUGCAAAGUGCUAUAACAUUAUCCAUAAUACUAUUGAUGCCGUUAUACAACCGAGUUUUCAUACCGUUUGCUCAGCUGAUAACCCGACAGGACAAAGGCAUAAAUGUGAUGCAAAGGAUGGGAAUCGGAAUGGUUCUAUCGAUCAUAGCGAUGGUUAUAGCCGCAUUAGUCGAAAUGAAAAGGCUUGAGAUUGGUAAAAACAUGAGAAGUGAAGGAUCAUUGUUAGAAACAGUUCCAAUAAGCAUUUUUUGGUUGCUACCACAAUACAUUCUUCUUGGUAUUUCAGAUAUUUUCACAGUUGUUGGUAUGCAAGAGUUUUUUUAUGGUGAAGUUCCAAAGAAUAUGAGAACGAUGGGAAUUGCAUUGUAUACAAGUGUUUUUGGUUGUGGAAGCUUUGUGAGUGCAUUGUUGAUUACAUUAGUUGAAGUUUAUACAAGUUCAAAAGGGACACCAAGUUGGUUUUCUGAUGAUAUGGUGGAAGCACGUUUGGAUAAUUACUAUUGGCUUUUAGCUUUGUUAAGUUCAGUUAGCUUGAUUUUGUAUACACUUUUGUGUAAAUAUUACUAUAGUAAGAGUGAUUCAGAUUCUGAAAAUUGAGUUUUAAUUAAUAUAUUUUGUCUUAACUUGCCCUUUUUCAUUUGGGCUAAAGUUUGUUGAACUAGUUGACAUUUGUAUUAAUAACAGUAAUUGUAUA
This is a messenger RNA of Cicer arietinum (chickpea), 2080 nucleotides long. Its product is annotated as protein NRT1/ PTR FAMILY 5.9-like. Lineage: Eukaryota; Viridiplantae; Streptophyta; Magnoliopsida; Fabales; Fabaceae. Gene Ontology annotation, cellular component: membrane. Gene Ontology annotation, biological process: transmembrane transport. Gene Ontology annotation, molecular function: transmembrane transporter activity. The record is from RefSeq and is a predicted model, not a curated record.